This is a messenger RNA of Eruca vesicaria subsp. sativa (arugula), 951 nucleotides long. NCBI's taxonomy places the organism in Eukaryota, Viridiplantae, Streptophyta, Magnoliopsida, Brassicales, Brassicaceae. The record is from the annotation of a GenBank genome assembly.
AUGUACUCUAACAGCUUUGAGUCUGCUCUUCGUGCAUUCGAGAAAAUCAGUGAACCAAACGAUGUUUCCUGGAGCGCAAUCAUUUCUGGAUACUGCCAGAUGAGUCAGUUUGAAGAGGCUAUUAAAACUUUCAAGUCUUUGAGAAGCAAAAAUGCGGCGAUUCUAAAUUCGUUUACAUAUACUAGCAUAUUCCAAGCUUGUUAUGUACUUGCAGAUUGCAACAUUGGUGGCCAAGUCCAUGGAGAUGCUAUAAAAAGGAGCCUGGUUGGUUCUCAGUAUGGAGAAAGCACUCUCAUUACAAUGUAUUCAAAAUGUGGAUGCUUAGAUGACGUCUGUGCAGUCUUUAAGUCGAUGAAUAACCCAGACAUUGUUGCUUGGACAGCUUUUAUAUCAGGUCAUGCCUACUAUGGAAACGCCUCUGAAGCUCUGAGAUUGUUUGAGGAAAUGGUUAGUUGUGGCAUGAAGCCAAACUCAGUUACUUUUAUUGCGGUUUUAACCACAUGCAGUCACGCAGGUAUGAUUGAACAGGGCAAGCGUUAUUUGGACACUAUGCUUCCAAAGUACAACGUGGCUCCAACUAUUGACCAUUAUGAUUGUAUGAUAGACAUUUAUUCACGUGCAGGACUAUUAGACGAAGCUCUCAAGUUUAUGAAGAAUAUGCCUUUUGAAUCUGAUGCAAUGAGUUGGAAAUGCUUUCUAAGGGAGAUUGCUGGUGAGGAACUACGCCAACUCGAUCCAGAAGAUACGGCUGGAUAUGUUCUACCGUUUAAUCUGUAUACGCAGGCUCGAAGAUGGGAAGAAGCUGCUGAAAUGAUGAAACUAAUGAAUGACAAGAUGCUAAAGAAGGAACUAAGCUGCAGCUGGAUCAGAGAAAAGGGUAAGAUUCAUCGGUUUAUAGUGGGUGAUAAACACCAUCCACAAACUCAGGAGAUCUAUGAGAAGCUCAAGUAG